AUUGGGCGCAAUGGGAGAAGAGAAAAGAGAAGUAGUAUUUAGAGACAUUAGAAGAUAUUACUGUGAAUUUUGUGGCCUUUGCCGUUCGAAGAAAUCCCUAAUUUCCUCUCAUAUUCAGUCUCAUCAUCAAGAUGAAAUCGAGAGCAGGAAAGAUGAAGCAACUGAAAAUGCGAAGGGCUCAAGAAUGAAUAUUUGUGAGGAAUGUGGUGUGAGUUUUCAGAAGCCUGCUCAUUUGAAGCAGCAUAUGCAAAGUCAUUCACUCGAGAGACCAUUCGUAUGUCAUAUAGAUGACUGCCAGUCUAGCUACCGUAGAAAGGAUCACUUGUCGAGACAUCUCUUGCUGCACCAAGGGAAGUUGUUUAAGUGUCCUGUUGAUGGCUGCAAAAGCACAUUCAGUUUUCAAGGCAACAUGACUCGGCAUGCCAAAGAGAUGCAUGACCAAUCUGCCUCCGCAGAGGUUGAUCUUCCAGAGGAAUAUGUCUGCUCUGAAGCUGGAUGUGGAAAGGUGUUUAAAUAUGCAUCCAAAUUAAAGAAACAUGAAGAUUCUCAUGUUAAGCUGGAGACUGUCGAGGCUAUGUGUUUAGAGCCAGGGUGUAUGAAACACUUCACAAAUGAGAAAUGCCUCAAGGAACACAUAGAGAGUUGCCACCAACACAUUGUGUGUGAAAUAUGUGGGACCAAGCAAUUGAAGAAGAAUAUUAAGCGGCAUCUUCGCACACAUGAAGAAGGGCCUAUAUCAGAGAGAAUAAAAUGUAAAUUCCAGGAUUGCCCGCACACUUUCUCCACAAGGUCAAAUCUUGCUCAACACAUCAAAGCCGUGCAUGUGGGAGCUAAACCAUUCUCAUGUAGUAUAUCUGGUUGUGGUAUGAAAUUUGCCUUCAAGCAUGUGAGAGAUAAACAUGAACAAUCAGGCUGCCAUGUUUAUACUCCUGGAGAUUUUGAAGAGACUGAUGAGCAAUUCCUAUCUAGACCAAGAGGUGGUAGGAAGAGAGAGCCUACUCUUUUUGAGUCAAUUAUGCGGAAAAGAAUUACACCACCCAGUGGUACAGAUCCUGUGUUCAAUCAGACACCAGAAUAUUUCUCAUGGUUACGCUCCAUGGAAUCGGAUAAUCAAAUGUGAGUCGUCUAUUUGGCCAGAUGUUGUUGAGUUGAAAUCUCAUAGUUCCUUUCAGUAGAAUCAGGGUUAGACUCUUGAGUGUCUCCUGGGCAGCUUCUUG
Solanum verrucosum is the source of this 1217-nucleotide messenger RNA. RefSeq names its product transcription factor IIIA. Bases 11 to 1120 code for a protein of 369 amino acids. The transcript is spliced from 6 exons. Gene Ontology annotation, biological process: regulation of transcription by RNA polymerase II. NCBI's taxonomy places the organism in Eukaryota, Viridiplantae, Streptophyta, Magnoliopsida, Solanales, Solanaceae. The record is from RefSeq and is a predicted model, not a curated record. Gene Ontology annotation, cellular component: nucleus.